ACCACCGAAUCACAAAUUUGGCAAUUUGAUCCUGAGCACCUUUGUGAGGUUGUUGGAAGGAAAAACAUGGGACAGGGAAGAGUAGAUAUGGAGGUGAGGCCUGAUGGGGUGGCUCUUGUUACUAUUACCAAUCCGCCUGUAAAUUCUCUCGCAAUUCCAGUUUUGUUUGGAUUGAAAGAGAAAUACGAGGAAGCUAUGCAAAGAUCUGAUGUGAAAGCAAUAGUCAUUAUUGGUUCAGGUGGUAAAUUCUCUGGGGGUUUUGAUAUAGGAACACUAGGAAAUGUAAAAUCUGGAGGAUCCCUGCCCAGUGGGGAGGAAAUUUCAGUGGGACUUAUAACUGGAUCACUGGAAGGUGCAAGGAAACCUUCAGUUGCUGCUAUCCAAGGCCUUGCACUUGGUGGUGGACUUGAGAUUGCAAUGGCUUGUCAUGCGCGCAUAGCCACACCACAAGCUCAACUUGGGUUACCUGAACUACAACUAGGAGUUAUCCCUGGUUUUGGUGGCACACAGCGGCUUCCACGCCUUGUCGGCCUCUCAAAAGCACUUGAGAUGAUGCUUUUAUCUAAACCAAUCAAAUCUGAAGAGGCAAGUGAGUUAGGGCUUGUUGAUGCUAUAGUACCACCUGCUAAACUGGUGAAUACAGCUUGUCGCUGGGCAUUAGACAUUGCAGAGUUUAGAAGGCCUUGGGUACCCAGCCUUUACCGGACUGACAAGUUAGAACCUCUGGGAGAGGCACGUGAAAUCUUAAAAUUUACACGAAAUCAAGCACAAAAGAGGGCUGCCAAUCUCAAACACCCACUUGUUUGCAUUGAUGUAAUUGAAGAGGGUAUUACAUGUGGACCAAUGGCUGGCUUGCGCAAGGAAGUGGCUUCUUUUCAAGAGCUUAUCAAGUCCGAUACUGCCCAGGCAUUGAUUCACAUCUUCUUUGCACAACGUUCAACCUCAAAGGUUCCUGGAGUCACAGAUAUAGGCUUAAAGCCAAGAAAAAUAAGAAAAGUAGCUGUUGUUGGUGGGGGUUUGAUGGGCUCUGGUAUAGCCACAGCGCUAAUUCUGAGUGGCUAUCCUGUGAUCCUUAAAGAAGUAAAUAAACAGUUCCUUCAGGCUGGUCUUGACCGAAUCAAAGCAAACUUACAGAGCCGUGUAAAGAAAGGUAAAAUGAGCCAAGAGAAGUUUCAGAAGACAUUUUCAUUAGUACAAGGAGUUCUUGGCUAUGAAAAUUUUAGAGAUGUGGAUAUGGUAAUCGAAGCUGUAAUUGAAAAAGUCUCUUUGAAACAACAAAUAUUUGCUGACCUUGAGAGAAAUUGUCCAGCACAUUGUGUACUAGCAACAAACACAUCUACUAUAGACUUAAACCUGAUUGGUCAAAAUACCAAUUCACAGGAUCGGGUUGUUGGGGCACACUUUUUCAGUCCUGCACAUGUAAUGCCACUUCUGGAAAUAGUGCGGGCAGAAAAGACAUCACCUCAAGUCAUAAUUGAUCUCAUGGAUGUUGGAAAAAAGAUAAAGAAAACUCCUAUAGUGGUUGGAAACUGCACUGGGUUUGCUGUGAACCGCAUGUUCUUUCCAUACACUCAAUCGGCUUUAUUGUUGACCGAUCUUGGCUUAGAUGUAUAUCAAAUUGAUAAAGUCAUUACUAAGUUUGGAAUGCCUAUGGGUCCAUUUAGGUUGGCUGAUCUUGUUGGUUUUGAGGUUGCAGUAGCAACAGGGAUGCAGUAUCUAGAGCACUUUCCAGAGCGUGUUUACAAGUCACUAUUGAUACCAUUCAUGAUAGAAGACAAGAGAGCUGGAGAGAGGACACGUAAAGGCUUCUAUUUGUAUGAUGAUCGACGUAAAGCUCAACCAGACCCUGAAAUCAAGAAGUAUAUCGAGAAGUCAAGGAAAAUGGCAGGCUUGAUAACUGAUGGCAAGGGCAUCUCCUUGACAGAGAAGGAUAUUAUUGAAAUGGUUUUCUUUCCUGUUGUCAAUGAAGCUUGUCGUGUUCUAGAUGAGGGAAUAGCAGUUCAAGCCUCAGAUCUUGAUAUUGCAUCCGUCAUGGGCAUGGGAUUCCCACCCUACAGGGGUGGUCUUAUUUUCUGGGCAGAUUCCAUUGGAUCAGAUUAUAUUUAUAAAAAACUAAAGAUCUGGUCCGAGUCAUAUGGUGGUUUCUUUAAACCUUGUGCCUAUUUGGAAGAAAGAGCUGCAAACAAUGCCAAGCUGAGUUCCCCGGGGAAAAGUGUGAAGUCCCGAUUAUAAGAAUGGACAAUAAAAUGAGGAUCUUGUCAAAAUUGCUUGAUGAAGAUCCUUUGUAAGAGCAACAUCUAGUUUUAAUCAGCUUUUCGUGUCUUCAUACCACAUUUAUUAUCAAGCAAUGGUACGUGGCUUACGGAAUUGUCUUGGGCUACUUGGGAUAGGGGGUGGAUAAGAAUUUUGCAACAGAGUUUUUUCAAGCAUUAUGAUUAUCAUACAAAUUUUGCGGUAUGAUACAUGGUUAAGCAUGACUAGUAGGGAAUAAUUCUGGAAAUAAUUGUUUUCAUUGCAUACCAAUUUAAUUUUACUCAAUAAUGUUUAAGUGAUAUGAAUCUAUCUUCUAAGAAACAAAAGGCUUAUGAGAGGAGAGGUUGCAAAUCA
Cryptomeria japonica (Japanese cedar) is the source of this 2607-nucleotide messenger RNA. Its product is annotated as peroxisomal fatty acid beta-oxidation multifunctional protein MFP2. Gene Ontology annotation, cellular component: peroxisome. The transcript has 19 exons. Gene Ontology annotation, molecular function: NAD+ binding; (3S)-3-hydroxyacyl-CoA dehydrogenase (NAD+) activity. The record is from RefSeq and is a predicted model, not a curated record. Gene Ontology annotation, biological process: fatty acid beta-oxidation. NCBI's taxonomy places the organism in Eukaryota, Viridiplantae, Streptophyta, Pinopsida, Cupressales, Cupressaceae. Bases 67 to 2232 code for a protein of 721 amino acids.